Gongylonema pulchrum is the source of this 354-nucleotide messenger RNA. The record is from the annotation of a GenBank genome assembly. NCBI's taxonomy places the organism in Eukaryota, Metazoa, Nematoda, Chromadorea, Rhabditida, Gongylonematidae.
AUGGACGGCGCUAAUGCAGAAAUCGAUGAAGAUAUGGACGACGUUGAGGAAAAACCGAUGAGUUCCAACGCAACGGAUUCCGAAGAUCAUCUCAUGAGCGAUGUCUCUGGUGAAUCGCAGGAUUCUCCAACAUCCGGUAAAAGCAGUAUCGACGAAGCUAGUGGUUCAUCAGGUGCAGAGCAGGGAAGUGAUAAACGAGAGCGAAGACGUAAGGCUGGACUAAAGCUCAAUGAAAUUGCUGCGCGACUUCAUGAGAAAAAUUCACCGGAAAGUCCACAUUCAGCUGAUGUUAGAACCGAAAUAAAAUGCGAGGUAGAUUUUUUUCAUUUUUUACUUACAAGACUGAAACGAUGA